GCCGCGAACAACUUGAGCCGCGAACAAUGGCCUCGAAGUUCCUCGACGGGCUGCUGCACGGGCCGUCCGCGCGGACGGCAGAAUACGUCGACACCGCUUCCACCCUACAGACUCCUCUGGACGAGGAGCGGGCAAUAAGCACGGUGCAGACGGCGGCGCUGGGAGAUCAGCAGCUCGGCGGCGAUAAAUUGCCUUGGAGCACAGAAACCCUCGCGCAGUACGAGUUCGAGCACUUUUUCGACUUUGAGGUCAGCAAGGCUGUCUUUUUCCUCAGUGUGGUUGCCGUGGCCAUCGUGCGGGCCACCUUCACUCCCUUCGGGCGUGUCACGAGCGCUGGCCGGGAGUGGCUCGACCGCGCGACGUUUGCGCUGCGGUGGGUGGCGAGCGCGGAUUCGCUGCAGCAGCUUGGUGGGCCGCCUGCCGUCGCGCCAGCCGAGGACUCAUGCCAACGGCGAAAAGUCGUCUCAGGCCGCUUCACGCGGUCCUCUUACGAGAGAUACUGCCACGCGAAUGCAUUGAGUCCUGAUGCACUCUGCUGGUCGGCGCUGCCCAUCUAGCGGGCCAUGUUUGUAUUUAUUUAGCGAGGGCUCAAAGUACACGGCGACUCGCAAAACAGGAGUGCCCAGCAACGCGAACAGGAACGUGGUCGUGGAGCGAGAGAGACGUCAGACGACACCGCCACUAAAGACUAGUUGCAAAUACGCGGGAUAUACGGGUGCUGUGUCACAAUGACCACUUUUGAUGUUCUU
Molecule: messenger RNA, 749 nt
Organism: Emiliania huxleyi CCMP1516
Lineage: Eukaryota; Haptophyta; Isochrysidales; Noelaerhabdaceae
Exons: 1
Coding region: 27-557 (176 amino acids)
Source: RefSeq, a predicted model, not a curated record